GAAAGGGGUAACUUUACCAGCUGAAAAAACAAAAACCGUCGUGAACAUUUGCACGUAUUUCGCAGCUUGAAGUGGGUUCUUGUCAUAGGAAUGUAUUUUAGUAAUUUGUGCAAUCCCAUCGAUAGUUACACCAUCCUUCGGAAGCAAAGUCAUACCGCGCUCCUUACAUCGCACCAAACGUGUGACCCACCAAGCAGACAGAACUGUUCCCAACCCCAGCGAAAUUGAAUCGAAUAACGUAAACCGUGUCUUGUUUAUCGUUGGCCACACAAUUCCGGCUCUUAUUUACUACAACUAAAAGCCAAAACAAUCAACAAACAUUGCCCAUUUGUAGUGAAACCUUGCUUGUCUCUAUCGUAAACAUAAACCCGCUGCUGCGGGGUGCCGGAUCGUUGGACACAUAAAAAGUGGGGUAAUAGCCAAAACAGCUAAACGUAACAAGUAGCAUCAAAAUCAGUGUCAAUGGCACCGUGGCGAAGACUUUCCGUCGGCCGGGAGGCUCGGGCACAGUUUCAGUGGAUCGUCAUUUGUUUUGGUGUGCUGCUUAGCUUUGCCAACAAUUCUAGCGGAUAUUUCUACAGCGACAGUAGUGCAGAAGCAAGUAAUGAUCGGUUCUGUUUCUGCCAGCUUCAGGGAACGAUCGAUGAUUGCAGCUGCAGUGUGGAUACGGUGGAUUACUAUAACAAUGUAAAAAUCUAUCCUCGCCUGAAAAGCUUGCUGGUAAAAGAUUUCUUUCGCUACUACAAAGUGCACCUGAACAAAGAGUGCCCGUUCUGGGUUGACGACAGCAAGUGUGCGAUGCGGUUUUGCCAUGUGGAACAAUGUGAAGAGAAAGAUAUCCCACCGGGGCUGAAGGGUGACGCGUCGUCUUAUCAUAAGUACAUAAAAGAGGUGCAAACUUUGACGAACUGCAACGAAGACUUGGACGUGGAACUGGGCUACCUCAACACAAGCAUCAGUGAUAAAGCACACAAAGAGUUCCAGAGAUGGGCGGACUAUGACGAAGCGCAAGAUAAUUUCUGCAUCCUGGACGAUCACGAACCCGGUGCGGAGUACGUGGAUCUAUUGCUGAACCCGGAACGGUAUACUGGGUAUCGGGGUGAAUCAGCGCGCCGUAUCUGGAGCAGCAUCUAUUUGGAAAACUGUUUCCAAGCACAUUCUGUGAAGAAGAAAAAUGCUUAUUCUGCCAUGAUUCCCUACCAGGAUAUGGCCCGCAAUGAGGUGUGCCUGGAGCAUCGUGUAUUUUAUCGUAUGAUAUCCGGCCUACACUCCAGCAUCAACAUUCAUCUCUGUGCCAACUAUCUGCUGUCGGAGAAGGGUUCACUCGGCUUCGUCGCACCGGCCGGUGUGUGGGGACCGAAUAUGGAAGAGUUCGAACGUCGCUUCAGUCCCCACAUGACCGACAACGAAGGGUCUCACUGGUUGAGAAAUCUGUACUUUGCGUACCUGGUGGAAAUGCGUGCUUUAGCCAAAGCGGCACCAUACUUAAGAAACGAGGAAUAUUUCACCGGCCUUGAGCGGGAUGAUCGCGAAGUGAAAACGGCGGUCAAGGAUCUGCUAACCGUAAUUGAAGGUUUUCCGGCGCAUUUCAACGAAACGGCGAUGUUUAGCGGAGGCACAUCGGCGAUUAAGUUGAAGCAUGAGUUCCGGGAAAAGUUUAUGAACAUUUCCAAAAUUAUGGACUGCGUCGGGUGCGAUAAAUGCCGGCUGUGGGGUAAGCUGCAGGUACAGGGCAUGGGAACGGCACUGAAAAUUCUUUUCUCGGGCAAGUUUGACGAUAAGAUCGAUACCGGGCUCGGCACGAAGCUGAAACAACAGUCGCCAUCGUUGAGGUUGAAGCGCGGCGAGAUAGUGGCGUUAUUCAACGCCUUUGGAAGGCUUUCGACAAGUAUACACGAAUUAGAAGAGUUCCGACAACGAAUGCGAUGAGCGUGCAGAGGUGGAAACUCGUUUUAUCCCCGCAAAAGACUUAUCACCCCCCCGGUACCGGUGCAACAACCAUGUGAUGAAACUCGACUUUUAAUCCCAAUCGAAUUCAGUGAUUUCCGGUUUGUUCGUUUAUGAUAAGGCUUUGGAUACGUACUUGUUAAAAGUUGGCAGCGUUAAUCCAUUGUUUUGUUUCGUUUUAAAGUGUGGUUGGUGUGUUUUUUUGUUUGUUUGUUUAAUGAACUACCUGUACUCGACAGCAAACAGAGAGUACAGUAUGUGUACUGAUCUUGAAGAUCACUAUGAAACUUACCGUGUGUAGGGCAGUGUAUUGCCGAAGCGUUAGGACGCGUUUGUACAGUUGUUCUAGAAUACGUAUACAUGCACAAUGGCAUUAUGGUGCAACAUUACGGACGUUCCGUACGUUUCCUACUAACUUAUACCACCAGUUUUGAUGUGCAUGCCCUCACAAAAAUGUAUGUAAAUUAUCGAUGUACAAUCAUAUUUAUCAGUGUUUUGUAAAUAUAUCAAGAGAAUGGUAGUGUU
This is a messenger RNA of Anopheles moucheti, 2472 nucleotides long. RefSeq names its product ero1-like protein (gene Ero1L). NCBI's taxonomy places the organism in Eukaryota, Metazoa, Arthropoda, Insecta, Diptera, Culicidae. Gene Ontology annotation, biological process: protein folding in endoplasmic reticulum. Gene Ontology annotation, cellular component: endoplasmic reticulum; endoplasmic reticulum membrane. Bases 463 to 1929 code for a protein of 488 amino acids. The record is from RefSeq and is a predicted model, not a curated record. The transcript is spliced from 5 exons. Gene Ontology annotation, molecular function: FAD binding; thiol oxidase activity; protein-disulfide reductase activity.